Molecule: messenger RNA, 2218 nt
Organism: Paralichthys olivaceus (Japanese flounder)
Lineage: Eukaryota; Metazoa; Chordata; Actinopteri; Pleuronectiformes; Paralichthyidae
Gene: kcnk15
Product: potassium channel, subfamily K, member 15
Biological process (GO): stabilization of membrane potential; potassium ion transmembrane transport
Cellular component (GO): plasma membrane
Molecular function (GO): potassium ion leak channel activity; outward rectifier potassium channel activity
Source: RefSeq, a predicted model, not a curated record
UACUUUUCUCCUGCGCAACAUUUCUCAACUAUACUCCGACCAUCCAUCGUUUUUAAAGCAACAGGCUGCAUCACCGAUGAGGAGGAGCAGUGCCACCUGUAACUGUGCCAACCGCCGAGGAUGAAGAAGCAAAACGUCCGGACCCUGUCGCUCAUCCUCUGCAUGUUCUCCUACCUGCUGGUCGGCGCCGCGGUGUUCGACGCGCUGGAGUCCGAGUCGGAGAGCUCCCGGCGGCGAAUCCUGGAGCAGAAGCGCAGCGAGAUGAAGAAGAAGUACCGCUUCUCCGAGGACGACUACCGCGAAAUCGAGCGAGUGGUGCUGCAAGCCGAGCCCCACCGAGCCGGCAGGCAGUGGAAAUUCGCUGGCUCUUUUUACUUUGCCAUAACAGUCAUCACCACCAUCGGUUAUGGACAUGCAGCACCAGGCACAGAUGCAGGAAAGGUCUUCUGCAUGUUCUACGCCGUGCUGGGCAUUCCUCUCACUCUGGUCAUGUUCCAGAGUCUGGGAGAGAGGAUGAACACAUUCGUCCGCUACCUCCUCCACAAGACCAAGCAGUGCAUAGGCUUCCAACGCACCGAGGUGUCCAUGGAGAACAUGGUCCUGGUGGGCUUCCUGUCCUGCAUCGGAACUCUGUGUGUGGGAGCUGCAGCGUUCUCCCACUUUGAGGGAUGGAGCUUCUUCCAUGCGUACUACUACUGCUUCAUCACGCUCACCACCAUUGGCUUCGGGGACUUUGUGGCCCUUCAGAAAAAGGAGGACCUCCAGGAGAAAACACCUUACGUGGCGUUCAGCUUCCUGUACAUCCUGGUGGGGCUGACCGUCAUUGGGGCCUUCCUCAAUCUGGUGGUGCUUCGCUUCCUCACCAUGAACACUGAGGAUGAGCGGAGAGACGCUCAGGAGAGGGCAUCGCUGAAGAGGGACAGAGGCCUUUUGGAGGGGGCCGUGAGCCUCCAUGUUGUGGGUGAACAGAGCAGAGGCAGCCACAGGGGGAGGAACAGGAGCAACGCAGUGCACAGCCGCAGCCACAGUACGCUCUUCCUCCCCAUGGAGGAAGGAACCAGCCGCACCAACCUCAUCGCUUUCCCAGCAGAGGAUCAGGAGAGGCGAAGAAGCCCCUGCAGACACAGGCUACAUUUUCAGAUCAAGGCGGGAAGACUCAGGCCGGAGUCGAGCCUCAGCUCCCUCUGCUCCUGUGUGUGCUACCGCUUAGGGGUCUGCGAUAGUCCUCUCAUGACCCACAGUGAACACCACAGCUGCCAUAUCAAUUCUGUUUAUUACAACUCAGUGUCCUAUAGGAUCCAGGGCUGCUCGCCAGGUUCCAGGGACAACACCGGACUCUCCUCCCCAGGAAGCACGCUCUCACCCGGGCACAGCUUCCGGGAGUUCCCUCACUCAAGGAGAAGGUCGGUGUGAAGAGCACCACAGUGAGGGAAAGUGUUUGCACUGAGUGUAAACAGUAUUUUGGAUGACUCUGUAUUUUGUGUGACCUCUUUUGUGCAUGUGAGAACACAAUGAUUCUGUCAACUGAAUAGAUUCUGUUGUGGCUAUGUUGAAAUUUUAAUUUGAAAAGCACAUGAGAUUACUUUUCUUAUACCAUGCCAUUACUUCUGUUAGUGGUUCUGCUGUUUUCCUUGCAUGUUAGCCAAAGUGCAGUGCAUGCUAAAAAUGAAUGUAUAGCACACAAUGUGGAUGCAUGAGUGAAGAUGUAAAAGUUUGGGCUUUUAAUCUACACUUUUAGCAGCAGUAUUUUGAACGUAGUGCUCAUUCAUAGCCGUUCAGUGAAGGUAUGUGGUCUCUGCUCCUCUAAAACAUUUUCAUGCCGCAGCUAAAAAGAUGUCAUUCUACCUUUUUAUUAAAAAGCCUUAAAGAACUUUAAAAAACCACAUGAGAUGUGGCUUCUUAGCUCAGUGAAUUUAAUAAGUCCUUUCUUAUCAUUGGGGAGGGACAGAGCAACUUUUCAGUGCAUCGCUCAGCACUAUAAAGAGAUUACGCUUGUUUCAUGACUGAUUCAAAUUCACUGGAUGUAGCACACAACUGAUAUGUAGCAGGGUUAUGAACGAACUUCCCACACUCCCAGAGAAGUUGUCGUUUUCUAGGGAGUUGUUUUUUUCUUUUGUAGAUUUGGUUUGUAGUCAGAUUCGAUGUGAGUCUUAUUGUUCUAUUAAACCAAAGGAAAGGAGCAGUGAAUGUGUGAGUGUAUUUAUUUCAUUAGGAGGUG